This is a messenger RNA of Medioppia subpectinata, 1158 nucleotides long. Lineage: Eukaryota; Metazoa; Arthropoda; Arachnida; Sarcoptiformes; Oppiidae. The record is from the annotation of a GenBank genome assembly.
CUCAAGUGCUCGGCCACUGGUCUACCCCUACCGCAGAUCGUGUGGACAGUCGACGGGCAGCCGAUGUCCGACAACUGGCGCCUCCGUAUUGGGGACUACGUGUCCAGCGAUGGUGUAGUCAACUCAUACGUCAACAUCUCUAACGUCCGGGUAGAGGACGGCGGACUGUAUAAGUGUCUGGCGCUGAACGGCAUGAACACAGCCGUACACCACAACCGUGUGGUAGUGUUGGGCCCGGUAUUCGUGCGGCCCUUUGCCCACAACAUUACCGCAGUGGCCGGUCAUGGGGUACGGGUUGACUGCCCGGCCAAUGGCCAUCCCAUUCAGUCCAUUCAGUGGUUUAUCGGCUCCGGUAGUAACCAAUGGACAAAACUGCCCCAAAAUCACCGGCAGAGAGCCCUAACCAACGGCACACUUAUCAUCGAGUCGAUAGAGUCGCAUACAGACGAGCGCUGGUAUAGGUGUGUAGUGAACGGGUCGUCAGGGGGUGCAGGGGGUGUGGGGUCCACAGCUCACGGCAAUGUCUAUAUAGAGGUGUUGGUGGCCCCAGUAAUCAACCCCUUUCACGCCUCCCCUAACCUCCGGGAAGGUAUGCGACAAAUGUUGACGUGUGUUGUAGUCGACGGUGACGCCCCUCUUAGCAUACAGUUCCUUAAAGAUGAUGUGCCCGUCCGUCCGACCCCUCCCGGUGUCGGUCAUAACGCCGACGGCGGACACGAAGUGAAGGUUACGGCAAACGACGCCUUUUCAAAGUCCGUAUUCAUAUCCAACGUGACGGCCGACGACUCCGGUAACUACACGUGCGUUGCGUCCAAUAGAGUGGCCAACACUUCAUACUCCACGUAUUUGAAUGUUCAAGGUAUGCCGCCUAAAUGGGUGAUUAGUCCGAUGGACACGGAGUCCAUUGUCGACCAGAAAGUGGUCAUGAAUUGUGUGGCCAGCGGUCAGAGUAGGGUCUGGUGGGAGCGAUCGGAACUGGCCGACGGACAUUUGCGCACGGUCAUUUCAAAUUCACAUAUGCACACGCUGGAAAAUGGCAGUUUGACCAUCAAUGAUGUUACCCCGGAUGACGAGGGUGUCUACCUGUGUCAGGCCAAUAAUGGCGUGGGCAGUGGCCUUAGCAAAUUGGUCCAGCUCAAAGUGCACGUUAAAAAUUAA